Molecule: messenger RNA, 730 nt
Organism: Aspergillus homomorphus CBS 101889
Lineage: Eukaryota; Fungi; Ascomycota; Eurotiomycetes; Eurotiales; Aspergillaceae
Product: mitochondrial 54S ribosomal protein mL43
Exons: 3
Coding region: 81-494 (137 amino acids)
Biological process (GO): mitochondrial translation
Cellular component (GO): mitochondrial large ribosomal subunit
Molecular function (GO): structural constituent of ribosome
Source: RefSeq, a predicted model, not a curated record
GAGAGGUAUCCGGAGAUCUUUGAAGCGUGGAAAGUCGUUUCGGCCGGGUUCCAACGAGAUCAAGACACAUUUCAGAAGCAAUGCCUGUGCAAGGGAUCCGGACGGUGACUGCCGCCAGAAACGGCGUCGGCGCCUUUAUCCUACAAUGCAAGCAGUUGGAUUUCCACUACUGCGACUGGGCCGGUAGCUCUCGCGGCAUGGUGGCGUUCCUGAAGCACCAACUCCCCGCUUUCGCCAAAGCCAACCCCCAGAUCGAGAUCCGAGUAUCGCCCCGGCCACACAAGCACCCCGUCAUCAAGGGCCACUACAUCAACGGACGGGAGAAGGCGAUCUGCGUGCGCAACCUCGAGCCCGAGCAGAUUUUCAACAAGGCAAACCUGCUGAAGGAGGCCAGCGGCGAGAAGCUGAAGCGCACCAAGAAGCCCAUCACGAGUCUCAACGAGAGUGUCAGAGGUAUCUGGUCCCCUUACCACGGUGGUUUCAAGUCGGUGUAAGUGGCAGUUUGGGAUCUGGUUACUGCAAGUGGUGUUACAAUUUGGAAUUCAUUUGUGUUUGGUUUAUCAUGGGCUAGCUCUUUUUAUGCUUCUGCAUCUCCCCCCGCGGUGGAAAACCUAACGGGCUUCUGUCUUGGGUCUGAUAUGUAUCAUAUGUACAAAUUACUUGAAAACUGUUUUAUGUGUGCGGAUGUGCCAUGUCGAAGAACGUCGUCGAAGUAUCUUGCAACAAAUAU